CUACUUAACCAAGUCAAGCAAUAAUUGAAUGAUUUCAUCACGCUGUAGCAUCAUCGGACUCCAGAGGUGUCACCAUACCCAGCAAGUGCAGGUGCUCUGUCGCCGUCACCAGUGCAGCAGAUGGGGUUUGCUGACUCAUCACCAACUCACCAGGCAGCCAGCUCCUGCAAGAAGACAGCCGAGGAAUGCGCACCACUGCAGAGCAGAGGUUUCUGGCAACAGCUCUUCAGAUGGCGGGACGUUCGAAAGUGACGUCCCUGUUCCCAAAAGGAGCGCAACUGUUGCGCUUCCUCGCUUCUUAAGUUCCCCUGGCAAAUUGUUCGCCUUGGCAGGCCUUCUGAAGAUCCUGGUGGUCACCUUGCACACGGUCCCUGUAGGCUUCUCAUGCCCAACAGGACUGGCGGCAGCCUCCACCAUGAUACCAUUCGGCCUCGCUCUCGUUCUGCUCUCACGCUACCUGCUCGAGAGGGACUUCAUGCGGUGGAAAUGGUCGAUUCCUGUGCUCGUGUUGGGAUCAAUUGUCUUGAUCUGGCUCAACCGCGCCUUGCUACCGGCAAGGGUGCCUGUGAAACAAAAUGGGAGUGUCAACACGGCUGCAGAGGUGAGGCGUGCGCGGCAGCAGACACCAGUGACUCGCCAGAGUCCCCCCAGCACGGCAGAUGCAGAGCGCCUUUGGGACAAGUAUGAGAAGGUUGCCGAGGAUCGAAGCAAGGCUGCAGCUGCAAAGGCCAAGUGACUACCUUCGUAAAGAAGCCAGUGAGUGUGAGACCUGUGAUUUAUGACCUCCAGAGGGGCCUAUGUGAGGCCAAUAUUGAUCGGGGCGGAC
Coccomyxa subellipsoidea C-169 is the source of this 826-nucleotide messenger RNA. RefSeq lists its product as hypothetical. Lineage: Eukaryota; Viridiplantae; Chlorophyta; Trebouxiophyceae; Coccomyxaceae. The transcript has 6 exons. The annotation marks the transcript as partial. The record is from RefSeq and is a predicted model, not a curated record.